AAGAUAUUUUCACUGGUGAGUACAAUUUCAUAUUCAUUUUUCCGGUCAUAAACAUGGUUAUUUCUGUAUUUUUGAGAUAAACGGCCGAAUUAUCAGCAUUUUAGUAUCCAUCUGUCAGACAAUGACAUUGACAAAUAUUAGUCACAAUUUUUUGGAUUCAAUGUAACAGCAAAGUAUUUUUUACGAUGAAUCCUUUAUUUCAGGUGACGAGAUGUUCUCAGACACCUACAAAAUGAAACUAGUAGACGAAGUGCUAUACGAAGUGUAUGGUAAACUUGUCCAACGUAAGCACGGAGACAUCCAAAUCGAUGGGGCCAACCCUUCCGCGGAGGAGGCUGACGAGGGCACCGAAGAUGCCGUAGAAUCCGGCGUCGACAUUGUUUUAAACCACAGAUUAUGCGAAACCUACGCGUUCAACGACAAGAAGUCUUAUACAGCCUACUUGAAGGACUACAUGAAAAAAUUGGUAGCUAAACUAGAAGAAAAUGCACCUGACCAGGUGGAAAUAUUCAAAACAAAUAUGAACAAAGUAAUGAAAGACAUCUUAGGUAGGUUUAAAGAGCUCCAAUUCUUUACUGGUGAAUCCAUGGAGAUUGACGGAAUGGUAGGUCUGAUGGAAUACCGUGAAAUCAACGGUGAAUCAGUUCCAGUCAUGAUGUUUUUCAAACAUGGAUUAGAUGAGGAGAAGUUUUAGUCUGAUUUUUUAAUUGUAAUAUUAAUAUUGUUAUUACUUAAUUUAUAUACAGCAUGUACUUUGAUUUUUACAUUUGUCGCUACAAAAUUAUACUUCAUAUUCCAUAUAUUUGGCUGUACGGAAUUGUCCUGCAAGAGAGAAUGUUUAUAUAUCUGUGAGAUUAAAACUGAUUUUCGUAAGACA
Messenger RNA from Acanthoscelides obtectus, 877 nucleotides. Lineage: Eukaryota; Metazoa; Arthropoda; Insecta; Coleoptera; Chrysomelidae. The record is from the annotation of a GenBank genome assembly.